Molecule: messenger RNA, 1044 nt
Organism: Penicillium cinerascens
Lineage: Eukaryota; Fungi; Ascomycota; Eurotiomycetes; Eurotiales; Aspergillaceae
Product: NAD(P)H-dependent flavin oxidoreductase
Exons: 1
Coding region: 1-1044 (347 amino acids)
Molecular function (GO): nitronate monooxygenase activity
Source: RefSeq, a predicted model, not a curated record
AUGUCUCUCCACACACCCCUCUGCACACUCCUCAAAAUCCAACACCCAGUCCUCCUAGCCGGCAUGGCCCGCGCUUCUGGCGCUGAGCUCGCAGCUGCCGUCUCAAAUGCAGGCGGCCUCGGCACCGUGGGUGGAUUGGGCUACACACCGCAACAGCUAUCCGAGAUGCUGACGGAGCUCAAAGCCCUCCUGAAAGACCCAUCACUACCCUUCGGGGUGGACCUGGCACUCCCACAAGUCGGGAAUGGAGCACGGGCUACAAACCACGACUACACCCACGGCCAGCUGGACGAGCUGGUAGAAGUUGCGAUUUCGCACGGCGCGAAGCUGUUCGUCUCGGCUGUUGGUGUGCCUCCCGAGAAGGUUAUCAAGCGUCUCCAUGAGGCUGGACUCCUUGUUAUGAAUAUGGUUGGUGCGCCGAGGCAUGCGGAGAAGGCGUUCCAGCGUGGGGUGGAUAUUGUCUGUGCACAGGGUGGUGAGGGUGGUGGGCAUACGGGUGACAUUCCGUUCUCGGUUCUGAUCCCUGCCGUUGUGGAUGUGGCGCGGAAGUAUAAGAGUCCCUUGACGGGAUUGCCGGCGCAGGUUGUUGCUGCGGGUGGUGUCAAUGAUGGGCGCAGUCUGGCUGCGUCGUUGAUGCUGGGCGCUUCGGGUGUGUGGGUUGGGACGCGGUUUGUGGCAUCGGUGGAGAGUGGCGCGAGUCAGCUGCACAAGGAGGCUGUUGUGGCUGCGAAGUUUGGUGAGACGCACCGUACACUGGUUAUUUCUGGGCGGCCGCUGCGUAUGCUGCCGAAUGACUAUAUCAAGGAGUGGGAGAGCCGGCCCGCUGAUAUCAAGGCGUUGACGGAGAAGGGUGUUGUGCCGAUGAUGGAUGACCUGGAGAAUGAAAAAGACAUUGAUAUGCCCUACUUAAUGGGUGAUGUGUCGGCAGCCGUUCAGGAGAUUAAGCCUGCUGGUGAUAUUGUGAGAGAGAUGGUGCAGCAGGCCGUCGAGGUUUUGAGAGCUGGUAAUGCCUACAUCAAGGCAAAUGGCUCGAGUAAACUAUAG